Messenger RNA from Pongo pygmaeus (Bornean orangutan), 517 nucleotides. Its product is annotated as microtubule-actin cross-linking factor 1-like. The record is from RefSeq and is a predicted model, not a curated record. Bases 152 to 517 code for a protein of 121 amino acids. The transcript has 4 exons. Lineage: Eukaryota; Metazoa; Chordata; Mammalia; Primates; Hominidae.
GGGAGAGACCGAGGGAGGGCCUGGUGGCGGCCAGAGGACGCGAGAUGAAGAAACUGAGUCUCAGAGAGGUGAAGUGACUUGCCCAAGAUCACAGCAAUUAUCACUUCUCCCUGGGCUCCCAGGCCCUCCUGCGGCAGCCCCCACCUGGGCCAUGUCUUCCUCAGAUGAAGAGACGCUCAGUGAGCGGUCAUGUCGGAGUGAGCGGUCUUGUCGGAGUGAGCGAUCUUACAGGAGCGAGCGGUCAGGGAGCCUGUCUCCCUGUCCCCCGGGGGACACCUUGCCCUGGAACCUGCCACUGCAUGAGCAGAAAAAGCGGAAAAGCCAGGAUUCGGUGCUGGACCCUGCAGAGCGUGCUGUGGUCAGAGUCGCUGAUGCCCUUCCAAGUACAUCCUUCUGCUUCCCCCAUUGCAGCCUUCUUAGAAAUGCAGCAGCAGUCUCACCCAUCAGGAGCAAAAGAAAAUCAAAGACCAAAAGGAGAAAGGCUCAGAGCUUUUGCGACUGUGUGGUCUGGCUAUAA